CUUGUUGAAGGAUAUAAUCUUGAACACUACAGCCGGCGUGUCCCCCUUGGGGGAAAAAAAAGGCUUCCGAAUCAGCAUGCCGUUCAAAACUGCUUUGAUAUCAACCUGGUCUGCGCUUCGGACAGUCCCCUCACGCGCAGGCCAUGCAGUGCGUCUUGCUUUGCGAAAAGCAAAGCUCCAGAUCCUACCUCAGUUGACCAAAUGGAAGGGACACCGGGAAGAGCCGAAGGUUGUGAUGUACAAGAAUCGCGGCAUUGCACUAUUAGACAUUCUAACUAACGCUGUGUCUCUCGGGGGUGUCUUGACGCUGCUGGUCUUGAAUAUCAACACCUUGUUCAUUGGGAGUCUCUCAACCUCCGCAGUGGCUGCCUUUCAAUUUGCGGCCAAACUGCUGGAGUUGCUCAUGCAGGCAUCACUGGCUGUCGUUAUGCUCGAUGCAAUCCGCUGGCAGAUCGUGCGGAAUCAAGACCUUCCGCUCGGCGGGCUCGUGGCCCCCUUGCGCACCACGGACGUGUCAUAUCUCUGGUCUUUGGAGUUUUGGGGUUCCUUAACCUCGAAAAGCUGGCGAGGCUACCGCAAAGCAUAUCUGGGCUUCUUGAUUUUCGCCACCAUCGUCCUCGCCGCCCUGGUUGGCCCGUCUGGAGCAGUCGCCCUUGUUCCCCGUCAAAUCACGCACUCCACUGCCGAGUAUCUCAACAUUUUGAAUCCUCUCGAUGACCUCUUCCCUCAUAGCAUCAGCUACCUAGACAGCGGCACUGCUUUCGAACAGGGCAUGACGCAGCUCGGCCAAUUCUAUGGCCCUGAGCCGUACCGGCUCCUUGACUCAGACGUCGGCAUACGACUAUUCGGAUUACCGUCUAAUUUGGGUUUACCCUGGUCUUCGGCGACGCUUCCUUCUCGCCACAUGUCGUUUGUUUUGCAAACACAAAGUGCGAACCUGCAGAGAGACUCGGCAUCUCCGUUCAAUGUCUUGACCAUGAAAACCUCGCAAGUUCUCGUUCAGAGCGCCUGCAACGAGAACGAUCUGUACGACUUUGAGCAUAACAAGACAUACUUGUCUUUUCCGAGUUCGGAAACACAACUCAACCAUCUUGUCACAUGGGGCGAAACGUUGGGGAACGUUACGGCUGAUGGCACGAUUCUGUUCUUCACAAAUCUACCCCCUUCUGCUCCUUCGCGGAGUUCAACUCUCAUGGUUUAUGGGACGACAAGCCCUGUUGACCGAAGCUACGUGGCAACUGCUUCAGCUUGCGUGAUCGAUGCGACGUGGACCAGUGUUACGCUAAACGCAUCCGCCGCCGACAGCAGCUAUAGUCAAGUCAACUACGUUCUCGAUACCCAUUACGACGGCGGCAUCCCUCAGCAUCUGAAAAUCGAGCUUCCGCGUGCUUGGACUGAUCGCCUUCGAUCCACAGUCUUGGCUUCCCAGUCCGCGCUCCAAUUCCUGACGAAUAAAGCGUCCCCAGAGCAAAUGAUCGCUUUGGUGCUUGCGAAUGGGGAUUACGACUAUCUCAGGUACAACGGCCUGGUCCUCAGCCGUGACGAUGGUGUGAACCCUGAUGAGAUCGCCCUUUAUACAUAUCUGAACAAAAGUCAUGCUUGGACUCGGUAUGCAGGUGUCUCGAUCGACAUCGACCAGAACGGGGCAUUGUCAAAUCCAUCUUCUCUCACCUAUCAAGUGGUCUCUCAGUCGCAACAAGGCUACGGUUACAACGCCGAGGACAUCACUGUGCAGCUGUCACUCGCAGUGCUCGGUGUGUUCUGUGUUUUUGUGGUGACGCAUAUAUUCCUACUUAUUCUCACCGGCUACACGGGGACCAGUUGGGACAGUAUCAGCGAAUUGCUGAUGCUGGGCUUGAUGAGCCGGAAGCCGGAAUACCUAGGCCCCCAUACCGGUGCGGGACUGGAUACCCUCAACAUAUUCCGUGAGCCUGUCAGCGUCAAGGUGAACGAUGAGGGACACGUCGAACUGGUCUUCGAGAAUGACACCGGCGGCAAGCUGGGGAGGAAUGGACCUGUAGUGGUCAACAAAGCUUAUUGAUUCUGAGAUACAGCGCUGGAAAAGAGACAGAUCUGGAGAGUAUCCGACUUGAGCUUCUGAAAUAUAUCCAGGUGUGUUAACGUAGCUCUCGUGCUACACCGGAAAAGAAGAGGGGAGAAUGGAAAGAAGUUGUCAGUACCAAUUACGGCACAGUCUGUGGCAUUGCCCGAACAAGUCC
Molecule: messenger RNA, 2219 nt
Organism: Cladophialophora immunda
Lineage: Eukaryota; Fungi; Ascomycota; Eurotiomycetes; Chaetothyriales; Herpotrichiellaceae
Exons: 2
Coding region: 77-2041 (654 amino acids)
Source: RefSeq, a predicted model, not a curated record